Molecule: messenger RNA, 591 nt
Organism: Pelodiscus sinensis (Chinese soft-shelled turtle)
Lineage: Eukaryota; Metazoa; Chordata; Testudines; Trionychidae
Gene: APOC2
Product: apolipoprotein C2
Biological process (GO): lipid metabolic process; lipid transport
Cellular component (GO): chylomicron
Molecular function (GO): enzyme activator activity
Source: RefSeq, a predicted model, not a curated record
CGGUGAGGUUGUGUCAUUGAUGGAGCUGCUUUUGGGAAAGGAGGGCUCAGGGCUUCAACAAGCACGCUAUAAAUUAGCUGGCCCCCAGCCUGGAGCCAGAGCGAGCAGCAACCUCCAGCCAAGGGUUUCCCUGCCUGGCUUGAGUCUCAGGAAGGAGCCACGCUCUGUAGAACAGCAAGCAUGAGGCGAAUGGAGCUGAGAAUGGCAGUGGUCUUUGUCCUGUUGCUGCUGUCCUGUGCUGAGGCUGCCAGUUACCGACUGCAGAAGCGUGAGGCUCAGGACUCAUUCUCUCAGAUCCAGGAAGUUGCCAAGAAUUACUGGGAGCAGCUGAAUUCAGUGGUGCAGGGCUGGCUGGACAGGGUCAGAUCCUGGGACAUCUAUGACAAAACCACGUCGGCUGCGGGGACCUACACAGACAUCCUGAAGGACCAGUUUUACCACUGGUGGCAGGGGGAGCAGUGACAAGUCUCAUGGCCAUGCCUCCAGUGAGCCACCAGCACAGAGAGCCAGCGGGGCCUGCGGGUUCAUACUUGGUCACACGCUGGCACCUUUCUGCUUACAGAGUCAAUAAAGCAAAUCCCCUUGCCCGGC